AUGUUGUCCCGAAUUGCUUGUCAGAAAAGUGCCGUAUCUCACCUCCGGCUGUUAAAUGGCCGUCACCUGUCGCCGUGGUUGGCGACCCUCCGGCUUCAUUCGAAUUCGACUCGGCCAGUUUCCCUAACAAAUGCGUCCACUACGAUACCUCAGGAGCGUUCUCGUCCUCCGUCCUUUCAAUCGAAUCGGAAUCUUGCCACCGCCACAGAUCAGUCUGUAAUUGACCAUGGGUCGUACUCCUUCGAUAAAUCCCCUUAUGCCACUGAAGCACAAUAUGACAAGAUGGCUUCACUAUUUCCUGCCAUCGCUAGGGACUUCGAUCCUUCGUCUCUAAUUAUCGUGGAGGACCUCUUGCAGACGAAGCCGAAGGUGCUCAGGCGCGUAAAAGGCAUCGGCGGUGAUGAAGACGAGCUGCUGGCGAAUUUGAAUAUCUCCUUAAAGGUUGGCAGACUUGAUCGUGCUGCUGCCAUUGUUUCCCGACUUGGAGAGCAUUACCCCGUCGGUUCACCUGAGUAUCUAGCUAUCCACAACCGCUAUUUGGAAGAGAUGGUGUCGCAUAUGGUCGUGACGAGGCAACACAAUAUGGUCUUACCAUUGCAGAGAUGGUUUGAGGUUGAUAUGCCUAGCGGAGGUGUCCAGCCGAACGCAACCACGUAUGCGGUUAUGAUACGGAUGGCCUUGCGUAUGUUGCACGGCGCAAAACGGGAUAGAACAGUGCGAAGAUAUUGGGAUCUGGCGAAGAAGAUAGGCGUCGAGGAAGAGGUUUUAGCUGUUCCAGUUCUCUCAGAAUUGGAACUUGGCGAGCUUUCAGAGAUAUGCUCCUCCGAUCUCCAACAAGUUGCGAUUGGUAGUAUAACGUCCGAUGCAGGGCAUAGCGAUCUUAGGACCCCUGUAUUGGACACGUCAGCAGAAGUGCGACCAGUUGAACAGAGAGGCAUAGGCCUUAGCUCUCUAAAGGAAUCUCUUUCGUUGUUCUCAGACCCCUCCAAAGUUCCUGUCCCAGAGAAUAACGGGUAUACUGCGGAGGAGAACAAGGAAUUGCAUGACCAGCUAAGGCAACGGCAAAUCGAAUCUGAUUCCAUACGAGUGUCACUCGAACGCUGGAGACAUGAGUUCAGCGAGAUGCAAAAAGCAGGAGUGGAUGUCACUGGUGGCGGGAAACGAUUGGGUUCCAUAAUAAAUCAAUGGCAUUCCGGGCUAGUCUCCAAAAUUAAAGAGGAGCUGAAGCUUGUCGACGAAGCGGAAAAAAACCCUGUCCGAACAAUAGAUCAAAAAGAACGCUGCGACUACGGGAUUUAUUUGCGGAGCCUUGAUCCGGAGAGAUUGGCGGCGCUUACCAUCCUUAGUGUUGUAUCUACUUUCAGCCGUGGAGGAAUGGAAAAAGGCCUCAAGGUGUCUGCGGUUGUCACUACGAUUGGAAAGGAGCUCCAAGAUGAGCUGAUAGCCGAGGCUACACUUCGCAAAGAACCCGAAGCAGACGCUCGGCGCGUGAAGAUUUUGAAGGAAAUAUUCUCUAAUCGGAAAAGGAAAGAUGGUCGGGCACAAUGGCAUGGUGUUGUGCAUAGUUUACAGCAAGCAGAUCCCACCUGUGGCAAUGAGAACCCAGACACCAGAAAACAGGAGAUAUCUAUGCAGCCGGCUUUCCAGCAUUCCUACCAAAUUACCUGGGGUAGGCGCCUUGGAUACAUUCACGUAAACCCGGCGAUUGUGAAAAUUAUUGCGAAGGAGCCUCCUGCUGAUCUUUUGGGCCGACAUCUUCCGAUGCUUUGCAAGCCCAAGCCAUGGAGGAACUAUGACGAUGGAGGCUACUUUUUAUACCAAAACACGAUAGUUCGUACAACACCUGGCGAAAGUCUGCAACCAUCCUACCUGAAAGCUGCGCUGGAAGACAAUGGACUUGAACAGGUGCGUGCCGGUUUGGACAUCCUUGGAAACACUGGAUGGAAGGUCAAUGGCGAGGUAUUUGACGUUAUGCUCGAGGCAUGGAACUCUGGGGAAGCGAUUGGUAAUCUUUCUCCUCUGAACCCUGACUUGCCUCACCCGCCAAGGCCGGACCCAGAAGAAGGACACGAGGCUGUCCGGAAAUGGGAAACUGCUAUGCGCGAUAUCGAGAACCGACGCUCUGGGAUGCAUUCGAACCGUUGUUUUCAAAAUUUCCAACUUGAGGUUGCUCGAGCCUACCGAAACGAGACAUUCUACCUCCCCCAUAACAUGGACUUCCGGGGCCGUGCUUACCCACUCCCUCCCUAUCUUAACCAGAUGGGUGCGGACAGUGCUAGAGGCCUUCUACUUUUCAGUGAGGCGAAGUCACUGGGUGCCAAUGGUCUGAGGUGGCUGAAGAUUCAAAUUGCUAAUUUGGCGGGUUUCGACAAGGCCAGUCUUUCCGAACGUGAACAAUAUACUAUGGAACACUUGGACGACGUGAUCGACUCCGCCAACAAGGGCUUACAUGGCAAGCGCUGGUGGCUUGAAGCGGAGGACCCAUGGCAAUGUUUGGCGGCCUGUCUUGAACUGAGAAACGCUCUUCAGCUCGCAGAUCCCACUCAGUAUCAGUCGCGCCUGCCAAUUCAUCAGGAUGGUUCUUGCAACGGCUUACAGCACUACGCAGCGCUUGGUGGCGAUAAAAUUGGCGCUCAGCAGGUCAACCUGGAGCCCUCUGACCGCCCCUCUGAUGUGUACACUGGCGUUGCUGAAUUCGUCAAGGAAGCCGUUGCGCGUGAAGCUGCCAGGGGCGAUCCUUUGGCAAAGAUGCUUAAUGGGAGAAUUACGCGGAAGAUCGUUAAGCAGACUGUUAUGACGAAUGUUUACGGCGUGACGUUUAUGGGAGCGAUGAAACAAGUGCGCAAACAGCUUGUCGACCAUUAUCCCGACCUCUCCAAUGAAGAGAAGAAGCAAGGAUCUCUGUACAUUGCCCGAAAAAUUUUCGAGGCCCUUGGCACUAUGUUCAAUGGCGCUCACGAGAUCCAGUAUUGGCUAGGAGAUUGUGCAAGUCGCAUCACGCAGUCUCUGUCUCCGGAUCAAAUCGAGGAAAUCGCGAAGGAAGCUUUGAUGCCCGUGGAGAAGCCAACCCUUCCUGGACCGAAGCCUUCUGUACCGAAAAAGACCCAGAAUGACCCUUCUAAGAAGUUUAGGACUACUGUUAUCUGGACAACACCCUUGGGGUUGCCCGUUGUCCAGCCAUAUCGUGUCCGAAAGGCUCGCCGUAUUAACACCACCCUCCAGGACCUGAGUAUCGUCGAUAUGCACUCUGGGGUGACGGUCUCCAAACGCAAGCAGUUGCAGGCGUUCCCUCCUAACUUCAUCCAUUCCCUUGAUGCAACCCACAUGAUCAUGUCCGCUACCGCAUGCCAUCGAUCCGGAUUAACCUUUUCCGCUGUCCACGAUUCCUUCUGGACCCACGCUUCGGAUGUCGACAACAUGAAUCAGAUCCUCCGGGAGGCAUUUGUUCGCAUGCACUCGGACGACGUAGUUAAGCGACUUGCUGCGGAAUUCGAAGUCCGCUACGGCCAGAACCUGUUCCUUGCCAAGAUCGAUAUGACCAGCCGCAUUGGAAAAGCGGUUCGGACUUUCCGGAGAAGCAAAAACCAAAAGAAUGCCAAGCUGCAGGAACUGCUUGACGAGUACAAGCGGCAGACGCUUCUCAAAUCCGACGAUCCCGAGCUGCAAGCCCAAGGACGCGCGAUGGCCACGGCGGCCAGUGUGUUUGAGGAGGCCGGGGGCACUGACAAAGACUUAAACAUUUCCGCUUCGCUCGGCGAAACGGUCGUUGGACAUGUGCCGGAGGACCUGGAAGCUGCCGAGCGAAAUAUCUGGGGAUCGGGCACGGACUCGACGGAUCCCGCGGUCGAGAGCUUGGUGACUGACUUCGAUAAUGUCCUUGAGCCGAAGGCCGUGAGUGUCGAAGAGGGUGGCGAAGCUGAAGCCCGGGACGAGGGGGUGGAAGAAGAGCUAAAAAAGACGCGGAAAAAGAAGGUCACUACGUUGUGGCUUUGGCUUCCUCUGCGGAUCCGUGAGGUCCCGCAGCGUGGAACGUGGGAUCUGACGCGGAUCCGUGACAGCAAGUAUUUCUUUUCAUAA
Aspergillus tanneri is the source of this 4077-nucleotide messenger RNA. RefSeq names its product DNA-directed RNA polymerase (gene RPO41). Gene Ontology annotation, molecular function: mitochondrial promoter sequence-specific DNA binding; DNA-directed RNA polymerase activity. Gene Ontology annotation, biological process: mitochondrial transcription. Lineage: Eukaryota; Fungi; Ascomycota; Eurotiomycetes; Eurotiales; Aspergillaceae. The transcript is spliced from 3 exons. The record is from RefSeq and is a predicted model, not a curated record. Gene Ontology annotation, cellular component: mitochondrial DNA-directed RNA polymerase complex. Bases 1 to 4077 code for a protein of 1358 amino acids.